GAUUUGGGAAAAAGAAACCCGCUAUGAUCACUGGAGGAAGAGUAUUCUAUUGGCCUGGUUUACAAAAGUGCAGCAGAAUCUCACUCAACGUCAUGACAAUAAUGAUCCCCACACCUGACGUAUACACUGCCCAGGGCGUCCUCAUCUCUGUGACGGGCAUUACUCAGGUCAAAAUCAGCACGCAGAGCAAAGAGCUCCUUGAACGCGCAUGUUGCAACUUCUUGAGCAAAAGCAAGAUGGCAGUCAUAGAGCUGAUCCAAGAAACACUGGAGGGUCACCAGAGGAGCGCCGUGAGCUUGACAACCGUUGAGGAUAUUUACAGAGACAGGCAGGCCUUCAACACUCGCAUGAUCGAAAGUGCAUCACAUGACAUGGUUAACCUCGGGGUAGAGAUCUUGUCCUACACCAUCCACGAAGUCUAUGACAAUCUGGGCUAUUUGUCAUCUCUGGGCAAGUCACGGAUAGCGGAGAUUCACAGGGAUGCGCGCAUAGGAGAAGCCCUGGCCAGAAGAGAUGCACGAAUUGUGCAGUCACUGGCCCGAGAGAAGCUCGUCGAAGCCCAGCUCACCAACAAGACCCUCAUGGCGCAAGCCGAGCUGGACUUCCUGUGCAAGAAGGAAGAUUAUGAGAAGGAGGUCUAUUCUCAGAGAGCCAUGGCAGAGAAUGCCUACGAACUUCAGGCUGCCAAAGCAAAGCAAAAGAAUAUGAACGAAAAGAUGGAGAUUGAGGUUAUCGACAGGAGGGAAAGGGUCACAUUGGAGGAACAGGAAACCCUCCGCAGAGAGAAGCAACUACAGUCCGCAGUCAAGCAGGUAGCAGACGCAGAAAAGUACAAAACGGAAACAUUGGCUGCAGCGGAGAAGCAGAAAACGAUCCUGGAAGCCGAAGCGGAAGCCGAGGCCAUCAGGCUGAGGGGCGAGGCCGAGGCCUUCCUCGUGCAGAAGAGAGCCGACCGCCGAAGCCUACGUCCCCCCAUGAACAGGAAAGCCGAAGCUUGGGACGAGUACAGGAAAGGCCAGCCAUGCUCGGCAUGUACCUCGACACGCUGCCUAGGGUAUUAG
Macrobrachium nipponense is the source of this 1061-nucleotide messenger RNA. Its product is annotated as flotillin-1-like. NCBI's taxonomy places the organism in Eukaryota, Metazoa, Arthropoda, Malacostraca, Decapoda, Palaemonidae. Gene Ontology annotation, biological process: protein localization to plasma membrane; regulation of receptor internalization; positive regulation of cell junction assembly. Gene Ontology annotation, cellular component: cytoplasmic vesicle; plasma membrane; flotillin complex. The record is from RefSeq and is a predicted model, not a curated record.